AUGCCAGGUACCAAGCCGUGUCAGCAUGUGAUCGAGACCCCUGAGCCCGGCGAGUGGGGGUUGUCAGGGUAUGAAGCAGCUGUGCCAAUCACAGAGAAGUCCAACCCACUGACCUGGAACUUGGACAAAGCAGAUGCAGAGAAAAUUGUUUAGCUGCUGGGGCAGUGUGAUGCCGAGAUAUUCCAGGAGGGGGGGCAAAUCAUGCCCACCUACCAGCGGCUGUACAGCGAGUCAGUUCUGACCACCAUGUUGCAAGUGGCUGGCAAGGUCCAGGAAGUUCUGAAGGAGCCGGAUGGGGGCCUGGUCAUGCUGAGUGGAGGGGGCACCUCUGGCCGUAUGGCGUUCCUCAUGUCUGUGUCUUUCAACCAGCUGAUGAAAGGUCUAGGACAAAAACCUCUUUACACAUACCUCAUUGCAGGGGGUGACAGGUCUGUUGUAGCCUCUCGGGAACAGACAGAAGAUAGCGCCCUACAUGGGACCGAGGAGCUGAAGAAGGUGGCUGCUGGGAAGAGGAGAGUGGUCGUUAUAGGCAUUUCUGUGGGACUCUCUGCGCCCUUUGUGGCAGGCCAGAUGGACUACUGCAUGGAUGACACAGCCGUCUUCUUGCCAGUCCUGGUCGGCUUCAAUCCGGUGAGCAUGGCCAGAAAUGACCCCAUUGAAGACUGGAGAUCAACAUUCCGACAAGUGGCUGAGCGGAUGCAGAAGAUGCAGGAGAAACAGGAAGCUUUUGUGCUUAAUCCUGCCAUUGGGCCCGAGGGGCUCAGUGGCUCUUCCCAAAUGAAAGGUGGAAGUGCCACCAAGAUUCUUCUGGAAACCCUGCUACUAGCAUCCCAUAAGACUGUGGACCAGGGUGUUGUGUCCUCUCAAAGAUGCCUUCUGGAAAUCCUAAGGACAUUCGAGUGGGCUCAUCAGGUAAGCUACAGUCAAAGUUCCAAAAUUGCCACUCUGACGAAGCAAGUUGGCAUCAGCCUGGAGAAGAAAGGCCACGCACACUUGGCUGGUUGGCAGACUGGUACCAUUGCCAUUAUGGACGGGGUAGAGUGUAUCCACACUUUUGUUUCUGACUUCCGAGAUAUCCAUGGCUUUCUUAUUGGUGACCACAAUGACAUGUUUAACCAGAAGGACGAGCUCACCAAUCAGGGUCCCCAGUUCACCUUCUCUCAGGAUGAUUUCCUGACUUCUGUUCUGCCAUCCCUUACGGAAAUUGACACUGUGGUCUUCAUUUUUACCCUGGAUGAUAACCUCUCAGAAGUACAGGCCCUGGCAGAAAGGGUGAGGGGGAAGAGCCGGAGCAUCCAGGCCCUGGUGCACAGCACAGUGGGCAGUCCUUGCCAGUGAGCUCCUCUAAAGAAGCUCUUUCCCUCGCUCAUCAGCAUCACAUGGCCACUUCUUUUCUUCGAUUACGAAGGGAGCUACGUUCAGAAGUUCCAGCGUGAGUUAAGCACCAAGUGGGUGUUGAAUACAGUGAGUACUGGGGCCCAUGUGCUGCUGGGGAAGAUCCUACAGAACCACAUGCUGGACCUCUGCAACAACUCCAAACUCUUCUGGAGGGCACUGUCCAUGCUGCAGAGGUUCUCAGGACAGUCCAAGGCUAGCUGCAUCGAGAGCCUUCUUCAAGCGAUACAUUUUCCUCAACCGCUGUCGAAUGAUGUCCGCGCGGCCCCCAUCUCCUGCCAUGUCCAGGUUGCCCACGAGAAGGAAAUGGUGAUCCCCACAGCCUUGCUGACUCUCCUACUCAGGUGCUCCAUCACUGAGGCUAAGGAACGCCUGGCUGCAGCCGCUUCUUCAGUCUAUGAGGUUGUUAGGAGCGCCCUCUCUGGGCCGUGUCAGAAGCGCAGCACCCAAGCCUUUGGAGACCCUGUGGUGCCCUGAAUUGACGUUUCUGGGACCAUGGAAAAGUCUCAGUCCACUUCCGAGGGGACUUGUGCCAGUAAUACACGUUGCGGGACAGACUCAGUUCCGGUGGGUGGGGCACUAACAGCCCAGAA
This is a messenger RNA of Mus pahari (shrew mouse), 1988 nucleotides long. RefSeq names its product glucokinase regulator (gene Gckr). The record is from RefSeq and is a predicted model, not a curated record. Gene Ontology annotation, cellular component: cytosol; nucleoplasm; mitochondrion. Gene Ontology annotation, molecular function: fructose-6-phosphate binding; enzyme inhibitor activity; enzyme binding. Lineage: Eukaryota; Metazoa; Chordata; Mammalia; Rodentia; Muridae. Gene Ontology annotation, biological process: glucose homeostasis; negative regulation of glucokinase activity; carbohydrate derivative metabolic process.